GGCCACCGGCCCACCGCGCGCCACGGCCCAUCGCUCCCCGCCCCCUGAUUCAUCCGAACCCGCCGCGGCGGCGCCGGCGCCGGCACCGUGUCGCCGCUGUCGCACACCCUGCUCCCAGCCCCAUGUCCCUUACUCAUCACCUGCUCGCCGGCGACCUCAACGCCCUCCGCAGGGCCGCCUGCCCGUCCUCGGCGCUCCAUCUCUACUCCCUCCUCCGCCUCCGUCUCCGCCCCUCGGACCCAUCCUACUUCGCCUGGCGCGCCGCCGUGCUCACUCUCAAGCCGCUCUCCGCCGCCUCCUCACUCCCGCUCCUCUCCCACUUCCAUGGGCACCUACUCAGGUCCAACCUCGUUGCCUACCCCCACGUCGCCUCCUCGCUCCUCCGCUCCUACUCGCUCCUCUCCCCGUCCGCCGCCCACCAACUGUUCGAUCAAAUACCCCCCGCCACAUGCAACAUCUACGUCCACAACAUCAUGCUCGCGUCACUGUGCCGCUCCUCCGACCUCGAUUCCGCGCGCGCAUUCUUCGAUGAUAUCCCCGACAAGGACGCCGUGUCUUGCUCGACCAUGCUCGCUUGCUAUUUCUCGCGUGGUCGCCUCGCCGACGGGUUUGCUCUCUUCCAUUCGGUGGCAUUUAGCACCGAUACUGCUGUGGUGGAUUGUAUCAUGCUCACUACCCUCCUCACAGCCUGCACUUCAGCUGGCUUGCUGCCGCCGUUCUGCAGAUCCAUUCACGGUUAUGUUGUACGCUGCGCGCUGCCUGCCAGUAUGCACCUCGGGACAGCGCUCAUUGAUUGCUAUGCCAAGGCCGGCCGCCUUGACUAUGCCACCCGUGUGUUUUAUCAGGUGCCUAAUAGGAAUAUUAUGCACUGGACAGCUAUGAUCUGUGGUAUGGCUUCACAUUUGCGCAACAAGGAGGCUGUUCAGCUAUUUGAGGAAAUGUGUCAAAGAAGAGUGCAACCAAAUGAGAUGACAUUUACAGCUGUGCUCAGCGCAUGUGUGAAUGCUGGGCUGGUGGAGAAAGGGAGGGAGUUCUUUAAGCUUAUGGUUGACAGGUAUUGCCUUGAGCCAAAUAUACAUCACUAUGGGUGCAUGGUUGAUCUCUAUGGGAAGGCGGGGCUAUUGGAGGAUGCUUAUGAUGUUAUAAAAACCAUGAAAGUUGAACCAAAUGUCGUCAUCUGGACAUCAUUUCUGGCAGCAUGCAAGAAGUUAAAGAAUGUUGAGAUUGCCAUCGAGGGAAUGGAGAAAGCAUUAGCCCUGGAGAUAUCUGAUGAAAACGCUGGAUUAUAUAUGUUGAUAUCUGACCUUUAUGCUAUGGGUGGGCGGUGGGAUGAUAUGAUGAAGGUUAGGAGGUUGAUGGAUGAGCGUAAUGUGCGGAAGGACAGAGGUUUGAGUUCUAUUAAGGCGGACGAUUUACCAUCUGCUGCUGUCAGUUGAUUCUUGGCUUGGUUUUGUGCCUCCAAAUUUUUUGGCGGAAUGGUGGACGCUAGAUUCUUUGGUUCGUCUCAUCGUGGAAGUAUUUAGAGGAUAGGUUUACUUGUUGUCUGAUGUAAUCCAAAAGAGAAAAUCACCAGAUAAAUACAAAUUGCCACUCACAUCUUUGAGGUAAUGGAUUGUAGUUGGUAUGGUCCAGUGGGAUGGCAUGGCACACUGAAACAUUGGAAGAAGUAUCUACUGUAGGUUAUAUAGACGAUUUGUGUGCAUAUAUGAAUACAAGAUCAAGAGUUUAUUUAAGCAAGCCAUACUCAUUGCUGAAUUCCUUGGCUUUUGGAUGAAUGUGAAUGCAUUUCUGCACUCGUAGUUAUGUGA
Messenger RNA from Panicum virgatum (switchgrass), 1808 nucleotides. Its product is annotated as pentatricopeptide repeat-containing protein At5g15300-like. The coding region runs from base 123 to 1436 and encodes 437 amino acids. The transcript has a single exon. The record is from RefSeq and is a predicted model, not a curated record. Gene Ontology annotation, molecular function: protein binding; RNA binding. Gene Ontology annotation, biological process: RNA modification. NCBI's taxonomy places the organism in Eukaryota, Viridiplantae, Streptophyta, Magnoliopsida, Poales, Poaceae.